This is a messenger RNA of Cryptomeria japonica (Japanese cedar), 2903 nucleotides long. Its product is annotated as G-type lectin S-receptor-like serine/threonine-protein kinase At2g19130. Gene Ontology annotation, biological process: recognition of pollen; protein phosphorylation. Gene Ontology annotation, molecular function: ATP binding; protein serine/threonine kinase activity. The record is from RefSeq and is a predicted model, not a curated record. The transcript is spliced from 2 exons. Lineage: Eukaryota; Viridiplantae; Streptophyta; Pinopsida; Cupressales; Cupressaceae. The coding region runs from base 133 to 2604 and encodes 823 amino acids.
CGAAUUGAAUCGAAUAUAGGACUGAUGUCGGAACCUUUUCACAUGCUAGGUACCUAAGGCCCAAGGGAUAAAAGACGAAAACUGAGCUAUAAAGAACCAAACAACUAAACAAUCAAGCCUGUAACCACCACCAUGAACUACGUGCUGAAAGGUCAGAUCUCAAUCUCUUUGAGAGAUUUGGCUGUUACUAUCAUUCUACUCAUUUGCACCAGUGGAGUUUACGUCUCUGCCAUUACUGCAGACGAACCGGGCAUAAUCAGCCUGGGGUCUAGCGUGAGGAGAGACCAGAAAUGGCUUUCUUCCGACGGAAUGUUUGCAAUGGGUAUAUUCUCUCUGAAAACAGGAGCCAAUUAUCUGGGCAUCUGGUAUGCCAACAUUACAUCCCCAAUGAGAACCAGGAUUAUUUGGGUAGCGAACAGGGACAACCCUGCUUCAAAUUCUGCCUCCCUUGAUUUCCGUUUGGACGGAAACCUAGUGCUCUUGGACCAGGGGAAACAAAUCUGGAGUAGCAACACAAGCAGACUAAACGUAUCCUUUGCACAGCUUGACAAAACGGGAAAUUUCCUUCUAAUUUCCAGACAUAACAGCAGUUCAAACGGAGCAGUGGCCGUAUGGGAAAGCUUUGACACGCCAUGCGAUACUCUGAUACCGGGAAUGAAGAUAGGUUUGGGAUCAAAGCUGACUGCUUGGAAAGAUUCAAACGAUCCGGCCCGGGGCCGCUAUUCAGUUAUAGUUGACAACGAUUAUGUCGUUAGACUCUACUGGAACUCCACUGUGGCUUACUGGACCUCAGGCGAAUUCGACGGUGGCAGCAGCACCUAUUCCAACGUGCCCUCUUUGAAGAGGGUGAACAAGCGCUACAACCAGAUCAAACUGGUAUUGAGCUCUGGAAAGCUUAUGCUCCUUUGGAACUCCACCGAACUCUACGAGCGUAUUGUGGUGAGCCAUAGAGGCUACAUGGAGUUACAGCAAUAUAUUGUGGACGACAACAUAAACAUAUGGCAGCAGCUCUGGUUUGCGCCCGACGAUCCAUGCAAGGUCCAUAAAGCCUGUGGAUCGUACGGUGUUUGUACUCCGCAACAGGACCGAGUGAUGGAAUGCGCCUGUGCAACGGGCUUCCGCGUAUCAGAUUCGAAAUCAUGGGAUGCGGAAGACACCUCCAAGGGAUGCGUCCGUUUGCUUCCACUGAACUGUACUGCCAAUGGCGGCACAAAUGACAAAUUUUUACAGUUGGGUGAUGUUAAAAUAAAUGAUGGCGGCUCCCCUUCGAGCGCCACCGGUGGUAAAUCCGAUGGGUGGUGCUCUCGCAAAUGCAUUUCUGAUUGCUCCUGCGUUGCUUAUUCUUACCAGAGAAACGGAAGCUGUUUCACAUAUUCUGAUGCCUCUUCAUUCGACCUGAGGAACUCUUCUGCUUCUGUAGCGGCGGCCAAGGACAUCCACAUCAGGUUUUCUGCCAGGCAGCGCUUGGCUGCAGUUUCGCCUUCUCUUGCUCCUGCGCCAGGGGUAGCAAUGACCCACUCGCACAAAUCCCACACAAUUGUGAAGAUAGUUCUCCUUUUGGUGCUGCCGCUUCUUGCUCUUGCAUCUGGCUGCCUGUCGUGGAACUGGUGCAGAAAGCGACGCUCCGUAUUAAUGUCGGGCUUGCCCAAUUACGAUCUUAUAGCAGAGACGCCUCACAGGUUCACGUACGAUGAGCUGAGGAUCGUCACAAAGAAUUUCAGCCACAAGGUGGGCAGUGGGGGUUUCGGAGAUGUUUACAAGGGAUUUCUGUCUGACAACAGAACCUUGGCUGUUAAGAGACUCAAGAAAUCGAAGCAGAUAGAGAAAGAAUUUCAAACAGAAGUGCUCAUCAUCGGCGCUAUUCAUCACCAGAACCUGGUUCGCUUACUUGGGUUCUGUGCGGAAGGGAGCCAUAGGUUGCUUGUUUAUGAGUACCUUGAAAAUAGCUCGCUUGACAGAUUUCUUUUCAAGAGCGGAAAAAAGAAAACGUUGAGCUGGGGCAGACGCUUUUCCAUCGCUGUGGGCACUGCGCGUGGACUGGCAUACAUUCACGAGGAGUGCAGAGAUCGAAUUAUGCAUUUCGAUGUAAAACCAGCCAACAUUCUGCUUGACCACGAUUUUGCCGCAAAACUAUCAGAUUUUGGAACUGCUAAACUUGUGGAUCGAGAUAUGAGUCGUGUGAUCACGAGAACCAGAGGUACAAGGGGCUACAUGGCUCCCGAAUGGCUGGCCAAGCUUCCCAUUACAACAAAAGCGGAUGUAUACAGUUAUGGGAUUACUCUUCUGGAGAUUGUAAGUGGCCGAAAAAAUGUGAAUUUGAACACGGCCAGUGAGAAAUGGUUUCUUCCAGUGUGGGCAUCAUCUCAACUGUCGAAGGGAGAACUUGAACAGUUGCCAGACAUAGAAAUAGAAGAAGAGAAGGAGAAAGAAGAGAUGGAAAGAGCGGUGAAAGUGGCAUUGUGGUGCAUACAAGAGGAUCCAGAAGCGCGCCCUUCAAUGGCCACUGUGGUUCAGGUUCUGCAGGGGGACAUAACUCUCCCAGAUCCUCCCAUUCCUUCGGCCUUCACAAAAUCGGGAGGACAAACUUCAUCUUCAGACGUCUGAUCCAUCUCAAGACUGCUCCUAUCGUCCAAGUUGCAAAUACGCUUGCUCUGGUGGUUUACCGUGCUUGAUAUGUUCAUACGGUGGUAGUCGUUUCAGUCCCUGCUUUCUGCUCUCUACUUUUAAUGAUUUCGAGUUUUAGUGAUGUUAACUGUAUUAGGGCAGCCUGUAAUAAAUGGAAGCGGCUAAUCUCCAUAAAAAAAUGUUUUGGUGAGGAAUUCAUAUAUCAAUCUUUAUAAUCUGGCUGUAUUAAAAUUUAAAAAAUCACAAGAAAAACAGUUGUGUUAUGGGAUUUAAAUUUU